Molecule: messenger RNA, 1138 nt
Organism: Setaria italica (foxtail millet)
Lineage: Eukaryota; Viridiplantae; Streptophyta; Magnoliopsida; Poales; Poaceae
Product: probable glutathione S-transferase GSTF1
Exons: 3
Coding region: 266-922 (218 amino acids)
Cellular component (GO): cytoplasm
Molecular function (GO): glutathione binding; glutathione transferase activity
Source: RefSeq, a predicted model, not a curated record
AUCACUGCAUACGCCCUACUGGAACCCGGGCCUUCUGGUGCCCGGUUGAUGCUUCGGGAGUAUGCGACACCAACACGUGCAUCGCUCGGAACCCAGCAAUAUUGCCAAUAAGAGCACCUGAUUUCUCGCCUCUUUCCGGACGGCAGCAGAGGCACCGCACACGGCACACCCCAGCUGCCACACGUCGUCGACCAGGCGCCACAAACAGAGCUAAACCGCAUUGCCCAUUGGCCUCGCAGUUUGGGAAGGGACGGCAGCGGCAGCAAUGGCGCCGGUGAAGGUGUUCGGACCGGCGAUGUCGACGAACGUGGCGCGGGUGCUGGUGUGCCUGGAGGAGGUGGGCGCCGAGUACGAGGUCGUCAACAUCGACUUCCAGGCCAAGGAGCACAAGGGCCCCGAGCACCUCGCCAGGAACCCAUUCGGCCAAAUCCCCGCGUUCCAGGACGGUGACGUCGUGCUCUUCGAGUCCCGAGCAAUCUCCAAGUACAUUCUCCGCAAGUACAAAUCAGCUGAGACCGACCUCCUGCGAGAAGGCAACCUCAGGGAAGCGGCCAUGGUGGACGUGUGGACGGAGGUGGAGGCGCACCAGUACAACCCGGCGCUCUCGCCCGUCGUGUACGAGUGCCUCAUCAACCCGACCAUGCGAGGCGUCCCCACCAACCAGAAGGUGGUGGACGAGAGCCUGGAGAAGCUCCGGAAGGUGCUCCAUGUCUACGAGGCGCGCCUGUCCAAGAGCAAGUACCUCGCCGGGGACUUCCUCAGCUUCGCGGACCUCAACCACUUCCCCUACACCUUCUACUUCAUGGCCACGCCGCACGCAUCGCUCUUCGACUCGUACCCGCACGUCAAGGCCUGGUGGGAGAGGCUCAUGGCGAGGCCGUCUAUGAAGAAGCUCGGCGCCAGCAUGGCCCCGAAGCCUUGAUCGCACGCGCGAGCGUGGUCGAAUAAUUUGUUGUUCAAUGGUGUAAGCGGCUCUGUAGCCUGGUUUUGCUCCAAUAAACUGAAGUUGGAUUGGACGCGCAAUGCGGCGAGUAGUGUGCUUUGUUACUAUUUUUCCGUAUUGGUUGCGUACAGUCUGAAAUGUUUAUGCAAAGUCGAUCAAAGUUUUCAGAUUUCAAUAAGCUACUAAAUUUUCAAA